Messenger RNA from Platichthys flesus (European flounder), 839 nucleotides. Its product is annotated as heme-binding protein 2-like. Gene Ontology annotation, cellular component: cytoplasm. The transcript is spliced from 7 exons. Bases 14 to 679 code for a protein of 221 amino acids. The record is from RefSeq and is a predicted model, not a curated record. NCBI's taxonomy places the organism in Eukaryota, Metazoa, Chordata, Actinopteri, Pleuronectiformes, Pleuronectidae.
UAUUCAACUUUGGAUGCCCAGAACUCGACACUCUACCAUAAUGAUUGUUCUUUCAGCGCUUUUGGGCCUCCUGCUGGUGCUGACAGCUGAGGCCAGAGUCGGAGACUCCUCUCAGUUACAAUUCUGCACUGAGACAAAGGAGUGUCUGCUCUUUGAUCCUAUUUGUCAGAUUGAUGACGUGGAGGUUCGUAACUACAGCUCCGUGAAGUGGGCCUCAACUAGCGAUUCCUCCAUGUUAAUGGAAUUUGCUGCAAUGAAAAUGUUCAGACGACUAUUCGACUACAUCGGAGGUUCUAACGAUCAAGAAGUGGUAAUUGACAUGACAUCUCCGGUUCUGAUGACUAUGCCUGAGAAGAGUUGGUGGCAAACGGCUGUCUUCACGAUGAGUUUCUUGCUGCCAGAUAUGUAUCAGGAAAGCCCCCCCACACCCACCAAAGGCGGGGUGAACAUCCUUGAGACGCCUCACAUGAGAGUGUAUGUGCUGACCUACAGUGGAUGGAUGACGACCUACUCUAUCAACAAUGCCUUUGACAAGCUGUCCAAGAAACUGGACGCCGUUGGUGCAAGGUACAAGACAGACACCCGCUAUGCUGCGGGCUACAACAGUCCAAUGACCAUGAACGACAGACACAAUGAGGUGAUGCUUGUCGUUGAGGGGGAGCCAGUGUGUCCCAACUAGUACUGAACAGCUGGACCUUCACAACAACUUCAAGUCAUAUUGUGUCACAUAAAGAAGCUUGUGGAGACGACCCGGACUUGGAAAAUAAAGAACAAAAUUGAAAUCUACCAUGUACUGAGGUUUUUCUGUUAAAGUCAAUAAAAUUACCUCCCUAAACUGA